AGCCCUUCCCGCCAGGCCCUCCCCAGCCCGGGGCUCGAACCGUUUCCCUAUUCCCAGGCCUAGGGUGCCGCCGCCAGUGUGAGGCGUGGGAAAUAAGGGCGUGGGGGGCUGGAAUGAAGCCACUGCCCGCAGCAGGUUUUGAGAGAUCCCUGGCUACAGAAACGGCCCGUCUCGGGGUCCUGACACCACCGCGUCCUGGCAGGUGGGGCUGUCAGACCGCCCCCCGCAGAGCCUCCAGCUUCCCCGGGCCUUGGCUACCGUCCGCGGGCCUGUGGCGAUGGAGAGGCGCUGCCGGGACAUCUUCCCGCACCCCUGGGAGCAGCGCCCGAGGAUCUGAGGAGCCCUUUAUUCUGCGGUUUCGGUUACGUAAACGGAGCCCAGGGAGCGACAUGGCUGACAAGGCCAAGCCCGCCAAAACUGCCAACAGGACACCCCCCAAGUCUCCGGGGGACCCCUCGAAGGACCGGGCGGCCAAGAGGCUGUCGCUGGAAUCGGAGGGUGCCAGUGAGGGGGCAGCCGCAUCCCCCGAGCUCAGCGCCCUGGAGGAGGCCUUCCGGCGGUUUGCGGUGCACGGGGACACCAGGGCCACUGGGAGGGAGAUGCACGGCAAGAACUGGUCGAAGCUGUGCAAGGACUGCCAGGUGAUCGACGGCAGGAACGUGACCGUCACUGACGUGGACAUCGUCUUCAGCAAGAUCAAAGGGAAGUCUUGCCGGACCAUCACCUUUGAGCAGUUCCAGGAGGCGCUGGAGGAGCUCGCCAAGAAGCGAUUCAAAGACAAGAGCAGCGAGGAGGCCGUUCGCGAGGUGCACAGGCUCAUCGAGGGCAAGGCGCCCAUCAUCUCAGGGGUGACGAAAGCCAUCUCGUCGCCCACAGUGUCGAGGCUCACGGACACCACCAAGUUCACGGGCUCCCACAAGGAGCGCUUCGACCCCUCUGGCAAGGGCAAGGGCAAGGCUGGCCGUGUGGACCUGGUGGACGAGUCGGGCUAUGUGUCCGGCUACAAGCACGCGGGCACCUACGACCAGAAGGUGCAAGGGGGCAAGUAGCCCCCGCUCCAUGCCCCGUGGCACUGCCGGUGUCCCCGGAGCAGGGACUCUGUCACCUCGCACUUCAUUACAUUCCUGUGCUCACUCGGGCAGAACUCAGACGGGUGCCCCAGAGGGGGCUGGGGGGAGGCCAGGCCCAGACCUCCCUCCUGCCCCUCCUCCUGCCGGAUGCCCCCAGUACUCCCCUCUCAAACCAGGUUUGGGCCCCAGUUCACUGACCCUCCUAAUACACCUGCCUCGUCCUCAGCCAUUUCCAAAGUGUCUCCCGGCUCACACCACAUUGGUCACGUGGUUUGUAGGUCAAAGGGGCGUUUUAAAGGAGCUGGCUGUCAUGGCAACAGGAGGCUGUGCUGACCUCCUGAGCAGCAGACACCUUCCAGGAGCCCUGAGGGCGGCAGGAGCUAACCCCAACCAGCAGGCAACCAACACGGAGUUGGCCCCACACCCGAUGUGGGAGGUGUGUGUGGGGCCCGAGGCCUGUCCUGCGUGCAGCGGACACCACGGGGCCUUCCUGCUUUCCUGGGCAGAGGGCAGAGUGAGGCCACCUGGCGGUGGUGCUGGGUGCCUGGCACACGUGUGGGGAAGCCGGUCACGUGGACACACGUGUGCACACAUGCCUACAGGCCAGCUCUGUGCCAAGGGCAACCUCGGUAAAACGAAAGCUGUGGGGGGCAGUGGGCGGCUUCCUGGCUGACCACAUUGGCUUGGACUGUGAGGGUGGAGCAGGCUCGCUUUGCUUUCCUGAGAAGAUGUGGUGGCUGCCUGUGUUCUCAGAGCGGGUCUGGGAAGAUUCAGAAUGUCUGGUCCCCGUGGUGUUGCCAGGCAAAAGACACGAAGUCCCAAGACACUCCUCGCCUCACCGCGUGACAGGGCCUCUGCCCGGCCCUCCCGCUCGCCCGUCCUCGCUAGCUGCACCCUGUUUGCUCGCAGACCUCCCAUUGCCACAGCCCAAGCACCUUCUUCAACUCUCCGGAAAUGGCUUGGUCUAACCUCUCCUGUUCCCCCCCACCCCACUGGAGAGCAGGACAUUAGGGAGGACCCCCAGGCCUGCAGUGUCUGUGGGGGUUUCUCUGCCAGCAGGGGGCUGAGCAGAGCCCAUCCAGGACACUCCACACUGCCAGAACACACCCAGGCGGCCCGCCCUUACCUGUCUGCACCUGGGGAGAAGCCGGCGCUCCUGCUCCCUCCUGGGGAGGCUGAGGGUGUGGCCACCCGCUGUCAGAAUGGCACACUGCCACUGUCCCUUGGCACGCACACAGCCACAGCCGCACGUGUGACCUGCUGGGCCGUGGUUCUGGAGUCUACCUGCGGAUGAGCCUGCGGCAGCCUUGGGGAAACUCUUCCAGAGCCUGUUAGCCCGUGGCUACGGUCAGGCUCUGGCCAGGGCAGGGGGCUGCCCAGGGCCAGGCUCACAGUACAGGAGGACGGCGAGGCCCCUCCCUCACUGACAUGCAUGAGCGCCACCCGCCUCCCCUGACUCCCAAGAGUGCACCUGCUGCAGCCACAGCCCCAGCAGCAGGACUCCCCUGCUGGAGGAGUGGAAGGACUCCCCCUGCCUGAGCAGAGCAGGAGCCCCAGGGCGGAGCUCCCAGCCAGCAUGGUCCACUGAGGGCUGGGGGUCUCCGAGGCCCCUCAACAGAGAAGCCUCCACCUGAGGACGGGGAGGACCUGGCAGGCAGCUUCCAUGGCAGGGCUGGGAAGUUCACGGUGCCUGGCAAUAAAGACCGAGGAAAAAUGGACCUCAGGCUUCGUGGCUCCUUUAAGAUGUCACCUCACCGGCCUGGGGAAGGCGGGGGGUGGCCAAGCCCAGCCCUGUGCCCCCGCUGAACCUGGCUGGACCGCGUGUGAAAGGCAGAACGUGCGGAAACAUUUGAAAACAACUCUGAAUGUGCAGUGCGGAAUCGCCCGAUCACAGACGAGCAGUCACCGGAAUCGCCCGAUCACAGACGAACGGUCACCGGAAUCGCCCGAUCACAGCCCAUCGCAACUCCAAAGCCCUUGUGUUGAAGAGGCCGAGGACGAGUGCUCACCAAACAGCGUGGCUCCCCAGGUCCCGAAGCCUGAGACCCGGAAGACCCUGGCACCUUUACACCCUCAGACUCCUGCCCUCCUCGGCCUCCCUGGCCCCAGCGCGGCUCCACCCUGGGCUGCGUCUCCUGGUCCCAGGCUGCGUUUCUUCUUUUCUUCUGUCCGUGGGCAGCCCGGUCCCCACAGUCACGGCCAAGCCACGCAGAAUGAACGUGACUCCAGAGGACCUCGCCCUGGAGCUGAGCCUGGCGCCGGGUCAGGACGGAGGGACAGGCGGGUUGGGGUCCGCGGGUCCUCACACCGCACGGCAGGCACAGAGGCUCGCCGGGCCCUGGUCUGGUCUGUGGGGACAAGGGACACUGAGGAGAGGUGCUGGGCACGAGGAUGCUGCCUCCUGGUCCCUGGUUGGCCUCAGGCAAGAACGGCCUCGAGAAAAGAGCCAAGCGCAUCGGGAGCACACCAGAAACCGGCCCUGUGCACGAGAAGCGCCUCCGCCCGGCCCGGGCACCACCCGACCUCGCAGGGAGCAGGCCCUGUCACCGACGGGUCACCUCGUCCACGCGACCAGCACCGACUCACCACAGCCCUUCCCAGACCCGGCUGGAGUGGCCGGAGCGGCGGGACUCAUGGCUCCCAUCUUGGCCCCUGGAGGUGAGCUCCUUCACAGAAGUGCUCCCUUCACUGAGGAAAAUCGCGGCGUGCAUCCCGAAUCCUAGGACACGCCUGUGGGUUUCGCGAAUGAGAUCGAGGCUGCUGUGGCACCCAGCCCGUCCUAGCCUGGAGCACCCUGGGAUCCUGGAGGGAGAGGCCCCACGCCCCCACUCUCCCUCCACACUUCCAGGGUUGGUGCCCACGAGUCAGAGGCACGACCUCCCCGGUGUCCCGCCCUCCCCCAACGGCCCCCAGGCUUUCCUCAGACACGCGGGAGCCAGGAGAGCACCCUUCUCCACUCAGCUCCAAAGCGAAUCUUUGAAAACACCCACUCGGCUCCCAUCUCUGUCACCUAGCCAGGAGGGGUAGCAAAAAUAAAGUCACAAGGACAUAGCGGUCACCAUUGUCAGUUACAACUUGUCUGUGGAAUCUGUAAUUGCAUCGUGUGCCGCCUCCAAACACAGAACAGUUUGGACGGCAGCCCCACUGCACAUAACAGACCCGUGCAUCUUCCUGUUUCUGAAUAUUGUGAAUUCAGGCAGGUGUGUGUUCUCUUCUGCAUGUUUUUAUGCACUGCCAACUAGCUUCUACUAACCAUGGUUCAACAGAAAAUAAAUGUGUAUUUGUGAAUAACAAACUGCACAGCCUGCAAACCAGGAGAGAGGGAUAGGUUCUGUCAGGGGUGACACCAGGACACAGGGACAGGUUGUCAGGGGUAACACCAAGAGAGAGGGAUAGGUUCUGUCAGGGUGACACCAGGACACAAGGACAGGUUCUGUAGGGGCGACAGGAGGACACAGGGACAGGUUCUGUGGGGGAUGACACCAGGAGAGAGGGACAGGUUGGGGGGGGUGACACCACGAGAGAGGGAGAGGUUCUGUCAGGGGUGACACCAGGAGAGAGGGAGAGGUUCUGUCGGGGGUGACACCAGAACACAGGGACACGUUCUGUCGGGGGUGACACCAGGAGAGAGGGACAGGUUCUGUCGGGGGUGACACCAGGAGAGAGGGACAGGUUCUGUCGGGGGUGACACCAGGAGAGGGACACGUUCUGUCGGGGGUGACACCAGAACACAGGGACAGGUUCUGUCGGGGGUGACACCAGGAGAGGGACAUGUUCUGUCGGGGGUGACACCAGGAGAGAGGGACAGGUUCUGUCGGGGGUGACACCAGAACACAGGGACAGGUUCUGUCGGGGGUGACACCAGGAGAGGGACACGUUCUGUUGGGGGUGACACCAGGAGAGAGGGACAGGUUGUUGGUGACACCAGGAGAGAGGGACAGGUUGUUGGUGACACCAGGAGAGAGGGAGAGGUUCUGUCGGGGGUGACACCAUGACACAGGGACAGGUUCUGUCGGGAGGACAGCGCUGAUGGUGUCUCAGCAUCAGGAAAGGAGAAAGCAGAGGGAGAGCGUUGAGAAGACUGUUCGCACCAGAGUACUUAUUUAUUUUUAUUUACUGCUAUAGGAUAAGCAACCAGGUAGUGUUCAUAACAGUUAGCGUUACCAAAAUUAAAGUUCAAAUUAUAUGUUUAAAAUAUUGUAGCAGAAGAUAUAUAUUUAUACUGGACUAUUUUUACACCUUCUAAUAUCCUGUCCAAGUUUGGGAGCAGAUGGUGGUGUUGGGCUGGCGUCAUGUCCUGUGGCUGUCCCACUUGCCUGUUGGUGCCGCUCCAUCCCGGGCCCUAGGGAUGCCAGCUCAGGGCCGACCACAGCAGCCCUGUGUGGGCGUCACCUCCUACCCCAGCCCCCGUCCUGGGCUGCUGCAGCUGCCUGCUUUUGUGAAUGGUGUUUUGUUGGCACAGGGCCUGUCCUGUGUGUUCACACAUGUCUGUGGCUCCUUCUGCUGUACAACUGGAGUGGGGAGGAGUUGAGAUGGAGAUGCCUUGGCCCUGGACACUUAUCUGUCCCUCUACUGGCCUAGCUCAUCUCCUCCUGUGGGCAAUCACGUGUGCACUGGCCACCCUCCCACCCCACAGCACACACCACGAGGGGAUGGCACAGGGGGACGAUGAGGCUGGACCAUGAUGUUAUCAAUAGGCUAGAAUGUCCUUCAAACACUGAACCUGCAUCUUUCCUCCUCUUACUACUGAAUACUUUGUGAGCUCUGGUGAUCCAGGGUGCAGUGUCUGUCCCCAGGCAUGUGAUGGGGAGUCCUGGGCACAUCGAGAUGCUUUACUUCUUUCUUUUGACCUCUUAAAAAACUAAACCAAGCCAAACCACAAAGGAAAUCUGCACAACUUAAGAGAAACUUGAAAGGGAUCGUGUAACUACUAGUUUGUACUAAGUUUUUUUCAAGAAAGGGAAACAAAUUUAUAUAUAUAUAUGUGCAAUAUAUUUUUACACUGUGUGAUUAACAUUGGGGAGUACUGAGCGCACCACUUUAUCAGUGUGACGGGUGAUGUCCACGUCAUGGCUGUUCUGACUCUGAAAGGCACUUCUGCCGACGUCUAAACUGCACUCACUGGGGACGUCCGCGGGGUGGGGUGGCCCUGCUGUCCCUCCUGCAGGUGAGAGGCGUGGUGUUGCCUGUUGGACUUGCUGUUGAGCCUGGCUUGCAAACCUGUAGUGAAACAGCUCGUGUCUGUGUGCACACUACCCCUGUGUCUGCUGUCGUUAACAUUGUGUGUCAAAUUGGUAAAGUGACAAAUAAAGGUGUUAAAACAUGGA
This is a messenger RNA of Symphalangus syndactylus (siamang), 6397 nucleotides long. RefSeq names its product tubulin polymerization promoting protein (gene TPPP). Gene Ontology annotation, molecular function: tubulin binding. The record is from RefSeq and is a predicted model, not a curated record. NCBI's taxonomy places the organism in Eukaryota, Metazoa, Chordata, Mammalia, Primates, Hylobatidae. Gene Ontology annotation, biological process: microtubule bundle formation; microtubule polymerization; positive regulation of protein polymerization. Gene Ontology annotation, cellular component: microtubule.